GAAAAUUCACUAUUUUUCCAAAUCAAAAAAAUCAAUAAAUCUUACUACUAUUUCCGAUUUCGUUAAUUAAACACUCAAUCGGCGGCAUCAUGGGCGUCAGAGAAUGCGACCCGCGCUCGCAACUCAGUCUACCGCCGGGAUUCCGGUUUUUCCCGACCGACGAGGAGCUUCUCGUGCAGUAUCUCUGCCGGAAAGUUGCCGGCCACCACUUCCCACUUCAGAUCAUCGGAGAUGUCGAUUUGUACAAGUUCGAUCCCUGGGAUCUUCCAAAUAAAGCUUUGUUUGGGGAGAAAGAGUGGUAUUUCUUCAGCCCAAGAGAUAGAAAAUAUCCCAACGGCUCGCGCCCGAACCGGGUGGCCGGUUCGGGCUACUGGAAAGCCACCGGCACCGAUAAAAUCAUCACAACGGAAGGAAGGAAAGUCGGGAUCAAAAAAGCACUAGUUUUUUACAUCGGAAAAGCUCCCAAAGGAACCAAGACUAAUUGGAUUAUGCAUGAAUACAGGCUCUCCGAAUCCACGAGGAAAAGCGGCAGCUCCAAGCUCGAUGAUUGGGUUUUGUGUCGGAUAUACAAGAAAAAUUCGAGCGGGCAGUACCGGAACACCGCCAACGCUGGUGGCGUCCCGAGCAAGGAAUACAGCCACGAUUCGUCGUCAUCGUGCUCAUCGCAAUACGACGACGUUCUGGAUUCUCUCCCCGAGCUCGACGACCGUUACUUCUCAAUGGAUUCUAUGAAAAAUUCUCAACUACAUGAUGAUCAGAAGCUCAAUCUUCAGCGAUUGAGCUCCGAAAAUUUCAAUUGGGUCACCCUAGCUGGGCUAGGCCCGCUCUGGCCCGAACUAAUUCAAGCCCAACAAGCAAAUGCAGCUCCCGCAAGACAAAAUGACACGAUUGCCCCUGAUAAUUUUACCCACACUAGCUCGGGCUUACUACCGCAGCAAAUUAUCGGGGCGAAUCAGGGGGCGCCCGGGUCGGUUGACCCGUUCAGCGUGCGGUACCCGAAUCAGUCGGGCGGGUUCGGGUUUAGGCAAUGAAACAGUGUUAUUUGUGAUGUAAAUUUUCAGUAGUGACGGCUUAAUCCGGUACUACUUUUGGGUUAGACAAGAUUUAAGGAGAGAUUUUAAGGAAACACCAUUAUUGUUGAUUUUUCUUUUUCCCUUUUUUUUAGGGCGUUUGUAUUCAUAACAAGAAAAACAAUAAAAUUUGAAAUGAAAAGCAGUGUUGCUUCUUGGA
This is a messenger RNA of Salvia hispanica, 1230 nucleotides long. RefSeq names its product NAC domain-containing protein JA2L-like. NCBI's taxonomy places the organism in Eukaryota, Viridiplantae, Streptophyta, Magnoliopsida, Lamiales, Lamiaceae. The record is from RefSeq and is a predicted model, not a curated record. Gene Ontology annotation, molecular function: DNA binding. Gene Ontology annotation, biological process: regulation of DNA-templated transcription.